AUGUCUUACGACACUUACGUCCCCACAGUGUUUGAGAACUACACGGCCUGUCUGGAGCUGGAGGACCAGCGUGUUGAGCUCAGCCUUUGGGACACAUCAGGUUCUCCAUACUACGACAACGUCAGACCCCUCUGUUACAGCGACUCAGAUGCAGUGCUCUUAUGCUUCGACAUCAGCCGACCAGACACAGUGGACAGUGCCCUGAAGAAGUGGAAAGCAGAGAUCCAGGACUUCUGUCCUAGCACACGGAUCCUAUUAAUAGGCUGCAAGACAGACCUGCGCACAGACGUAUGCACGCGCAUGGAGCUGUCCAAUCAGAAACAGACUCCCAUCUCCCAUGAACAGGGUUCGUCCUUGGCCAAGCAGCUUGGAGCAGAAGCUUACCUGGAGUGCUCAGCCUUCACAUCAGAGAAGAGCAUCCACAGUGUUUUCCGUACCGCGGCGCUGGCCUGCAUGAACAAACUCCAGGCUGCCAAUAAACCCAGCCCUGUGCGCCGCCUCUCCAAGAGACUCCUUCACCUGCCCAGCAAGACAGAGUUGCUGUCCUCCACCUUCAGCAAGGACAAGUCCAAGAGCUGCUCCAUCAUGUGAAUACUGCUGAGAUCACACAGGGCAAAGACAAGCAGGUGGUGUCAGUGUGGGGUCUGUAAGGGAAAGAGAGCAUUUCUAAAAGCGUCUCUCUCCUUUGCAACAUCCCAAACUCCACGUCAACGACUUAAAAAAAAAAUGUGACACUCUCUAUAUUCAACCCUGACACUGAACUUUUGAUCAUGACACAUCACCAGCACACAGUGCAGAGGCAGAGUGAAAAAUGUUUGAUGUUGAAAAUAUUUCUGAUCUAUUAAAUAUGUACAAAGAGAGAGCAUAACAGGCGCUUUAAGGCCUGUUAUACUCCUCACAUAAAGGUUGCUGCGAGAGCUCCAAUAAGGUCAGUCCCUCCUCUUCUCAGAGAGGCUGUAAACACUGCAUUUGACUGCAUUACCCUCAUUUGAAAUUCUGAUAGCGGUGCCCUUUCCCAUCCAUCUCUUUAUCCGAAUGUCUCUUUAAGGUCACGGUAUGGGCUGAGCAACGAGAUGAAAUGUAAAAUCUGACAGUGACAGGAAGUGGUACCUACAGAAAUGCGGCUUGGGGAAUUUAAAACAGCAGCCAUGGAAGGAAUUAUUCCCCCCGCUGACCCCUCACAGUAUUUCAUUUGGAAAUUAAAGCUGACAGUGGAGAAUAAAGGGGUAGAGAAGGGAGGGAUUUGGCAACGCAGAGUGUUCGUUUGCAAAGGCAGACGGAGGACGAACGGAGAGCACAUCUGAAGGAGCGCAGUGUGACUCAGCACUCACAUGAGCCACAAAACAGUGGAGGGGUGGACACGCUGGGACAAAAACAAACACAAAAUCCCGGGCCGUGUAAAGCGUCUUGAGCAUGUUUUUGUCAGAUCUUCUUUCAUCACCACAGCAGUCUUUAAUUGUUCAGUGUUAUUUGUCAUACGGCUUGAUUUUAGUGAUGUUCCAUUAAUGAUGCAUCAUCUCACUGUUUCCCUUUGAGCAGCUUAAUGGAUACCAGCUUUUCAUCCAGCAAAAAUUCAUUUUUUCUUGGUCUUUGAAAGAUAAAACAUAAAAGAUUUAUGUUUUUGUUCCAAAAGGAGUCUUAGAAGUUUUUGUUUUUUAAUCCACUGCCUCGUGGAUAUUUAAAUAGUCCUCAACUUUUAACUUUGUGGACUAUAAACAUGUAAUGUGGACCUAGUUCUGGGUUAAGCUGAAUAAUGUUAAAGGGACAGUUUGUUUUGAAAUCAAAUGUAUAUAUUUUUUCCUCCUACCUGUGGUGCUAUUUAUCAAUCUAGACUGUUGUGGUGUGAGUUGCUGGGUGUUGGAGAUAACAGCAUUUUCUGCAGUAUAAUUGAACUAGAUGGCUUGUGGUGCUCAAAGCGCCAAAAAAUACACUUGAAAAAUUCAACAGCAAUGUCUCUUUACAGUAAUCGUGA
Plectropomus leopardus (leopard coralgrouper) is the source of this 1972-nucleotide messenger RNA. Lineage: Eukaryota; Metazoa; Chordata; Actinopteri; Perciformes; Serranidae. The record is from RefSeq and is a predicted model, not a curated record.